This is a messenger RNA of Humulus lupulus (European hop), 954 nucleotides long. RefSeq names its product protein FAR1-RELATED SEQUENCE 5-like. The transcript has 4 exons. Lineage: Eukaryota; Viridiplantae; Streptophyta; Magnoliopsida; Rosales; Cannabaceae. Gene Ontology annotation, biological process: regulation of DNA-templated transcription. The record is from RefSeq and is a predicted model, not a curated record. The coding region runs from base 1 to 954 and encodes 317 amino acids.
AUGGUACAUGUAAUCAUUCAUGAUGAAGCAAUAUCAAAGGUUAGUAUGGAAUUUGAAACUGAAGAAGAAGCCUACAACUUCUAUAAUACUUAUGCAUAUAACGUAGGUUUUAGCAUUCGAAUGAGUAAAGGACUAAAAGACAAAGAUGGAAAAAUGAGAGAUAGAACUUUUUGUUGUUCUUGCGAAGGUUCUCGUGGAAAUGAUAAACGAAAUGUAAAUGUGAACUCCAUCGUGCAGAAACAAGGAAAAUAUCAAGUUCUUGAAUUUAUAGCAGAGCAUAAUCAUGUGACAUCAAGCCCUAUUAAGAGUCAUUUGCAUCGAUCCCAAAGGAGACUAAUUGUUGCCCAAGCUGCUGAAAUUGAAAUGGCUGAGGCAUCUGGGAUUGCUCCGAAAAGUAGUUUGGAAUUAAUGGCUAGAAGAGCUAGUGGACGUGAGAAUCUUGGAUUUAUUCUUGAUGAUUGUCUUAAUUAUAUACACACUAAAAGAACAAUCCAAAUGAGAGCAAGGGAUACAGAUGCAAAAAUGAUGGAAGCAUAUUCUAACUUUGGGGAUGUUGUUUGCUUUGAUACAACUUAUAGAAAAAAUCAUGAUUUAGCAAUGUUGGGGAAAAAACCAAGAACUAUUCUCACAGAUCAAAGUGCAGCAAUGCCUAAGGCAUUAGAAUUUCGAUGGCCUGAAACUUAUCACCGUCUUUGCAUUUGGCAUAUGUAUCAAAAUGCGGCAAAACACCUCAGUAGUGUUUUUCAGAAAUUUCUCCAAUUUGCACCAGAUUUUGGUGACUGUAUAUAUGAGUAUGAGGAAGAAGAUGAAUUCAUCAAUGCUAGGAACAAGAUGCUUGAAAGAUAUGAUCUCAAAGAUAAUGUUUGGUUGCAUCAACAAUUCAAAUUGAAGGAGAAACAGGCUUUGGUCUACGACAGAGACGUUUUUUGUGCAAAUAUGACCACUACUCAAUGA